AGCGUUACUCUCGCACACACGUUACAUGUGAAAGUAGCAGUAAUAUUCGGGACAAACUCAGAGUCUUUGAUGGUCUCAGAUUAAUCUCAUUUUAGAGUUUAAUUACUGCAGAAUUAAAGUAAUCCCUAUUUAAAGUCCUCGGAGGUCCCCCGGUGAGUCCCCGGGCCUCAGUUUGAGCACCUGCAGCCACAGUUGUCUUGAGAGUGAUUAAAAAUGAAGCGCCAUGGAGACGCGCGGGCCAAUGGAGGAGCGGGAAGCUGUUUACAAGGGGGAGUCCCGUUUCUAUGGCUGCGGGACAAACCUCCUGCUGCAGGUAUUAAACUGCCUCCCGACGGCCUGCAGCCGCUGACCGCACAGAACCGAGCUCAUCCACAGGAAUCCGUCAGCGUCUCCACCCGCUGAACCAGUGAGCAACAGGUGCAGCUCACUCAGGAGGAGCUGAACAUCCGACAACAGCUGCACGUUUGGAUUUAAAAAGUCUCCGUUCAACAGCGGAGAAGAAAAGAAGGCGGUGGCAGGAAGAAGAGGAGGAGGAGGGUGACAGAGAGACAGAGAGAGAGAGAGAGAGAGAGAGAGAGAGCCAUGCUGUCUCUGAGCUGUGCUGACCCCUGGCCUGAAGGCUCGGUGGGCCUGGAGGAGGAGGUGGUGACGGCGGCGGCUCAGGCGGAGGAGCGGGACGGCGUCAACAACAACAACAACAACAACAACACAAACACCAACGACAGCAACAACAACAGCAGCUGCAGCUCCAUCAACCUGGACGACAGCCUGACCAGCCUGCAGUGGCUGCAGGAGUUCUCCAUCCUCGGUGCCAACGUGCCGCAGCAGUCCCACCACCAGCCGCACCUGUUCGGCCACCAGCCGCCGGGUUCCGACGCCCCGGCCUCCCCUCUGGCCGGGGACCCCGCCUCCAUCGGCAUGCCUCUGACCCCCGGGAAGCCCACAGCGGCGGCCUACAGCAGGAUGCAGUCCCUCCCGGGCAUCGUGGCUCACGGCCACUGCCCCGACGAGGUGGACUACAAGACCAACGCGCACAUCAAGCCGCCGUACUCGUACGCGACGCUCAUCUGCAUGGCCAUGCAGGCGAGCAAGAAGAGCAAGAUCACUCUGUCCUGCAUCUACAAGUGGAUCACCGACAACUUCUGCUACUACAGACACGCUGAUCCCACCUGGCAGAACUCGAUCCGACACAACCUGUCACUCAACAAGUGCUUCAUCAAGGUGCCGCGGCAGAAGGACGAGCCGGGGAAGGGUGGUUUCUGGAAGAUUGACCCGCAGUACGCUGAGCGUCUCCUGAGUGGCGCCUAUAAGAAGCGGCGAAUGCCUCCGGUCCAGAUCAACCCGGCCCUGCAGAGCCGGCUCAGGAUCAACCUCCAGCCCCAGUCCAGAGGCCCCUGGAGUCCCGCAGGAGGUCAGAGCGGCCUGCGCGUCAACCCAGAUUCCCAGCAGCUCCUCCGGGAGUUUGAAGAAGCGACCGGUGCCGACCAGAACUGGGACCCUCACCUGGCUGAGGGGACCAUGUUGGGGUCCUGGCCGCUGGUCAGAGGAAAAAGUGGGCAGAAGAGGAAACAGUCACUGGAAUCCAGACUUGGUGCCACCAAAGCUCCCCGACGCUCCAGCUCCCCGCUGCUCUCCAUAGACGAACAGAAGGAGAUCGGACCUCUGAAGGGGGACUUUGACUGGGACGCCCUGCUGGACUCGGCCCUCAGUGGAGAGCUCAGUCUGGAGGAAGGAGAACCUCUGAGCCCCAUCAUGAAGGAGGAGGACCUGACGGUCCGAGGGACCCACAUCUCUCCUGUUGAAGCUCCUGCAGGUGCGGCGGACAUCCAUGUGUUGGUGGAGACUCAGAGGAAUAAUGAGGUGUCAGACUUUGAUGAGGAGACCUUCCUCGCCACAGCCUUCCUGGAGAGCCCCUGGCCGGAGGAGGAGGAACAGUGCCGCAGUGACUUCCUCUGUAGUUCCUCCGUCAACCUGGACCAGCUGUUUGACCUCGGGGACUCGUUAGGCGGAGACCCGAGCGCCCGGAUCGACACCCUCCUUUGAGGAAUAGCUGCUGUCCAGCAGGUGAAGACACUCGACUAUCCUACUGAGGAACAACAGACUACUUUUUUUGUUUUGUUUUUUUUACACUUAAACAACUUUUAUUGUCCUUUUCAAGAUGUUUAAAGUAUUUUUAGAUUUAACUUCUGAUGCUGAUUGAUACAGGAAGUACAUGAUCCGCCAUCUGUCAUGUGAUGGUGUAAUUACACAGUUUGGCCACAAUUGUCUCCACCGCCCGGCGCCCUCGUCAGGAGCCAGAUGGAGCUCGGGAUGUUUGUAGGAACGCAGACGCAAACCUGGAAGUUAAAAAACAUUUUUGGUUGCUUUUAGCCAACAAUGGUAAUUUGUGUGUUAAACGUACUACAAGAAACUUUUAGCUGGUUAUGAAACAGAUUAAGUUUGAUGCCCCUAAGUCUCAUAAUUACAAAGAUUUUAGCCGAGUGUUAAUUAGGAAACAAGCUGCUCUGUAGUCUGGUGGGCCGGCAGCAGAUACUCCUGCAUGUCAUUUUAUAUUCGCCUUACAAACAAGUUACAUCUUGCUGUUGGCUUCUUACAACCGAGUGCCCACUCUGCCCACUCAAAGCUGACUUCGUUUCAUCCUGUAACAGUAACUAAUCUUACAUAACCACAAACAUUGAAAUUAAAAAAUACAUCUUUCUUCUGCCCACCAGUCUGAUCAGAAUCUUUACUGCUUCAGUCCACAGGGGGCGCCAGAAUCAACACAAACAAAGGUCCUUGUAGCUGCUUUAACCUAAACUGAACUCAAAGCAAACACUUCAUAUUUUACUUCACCACAGUGAGCGAAUGCACUAAUGUUGCAUCUCCAUUAGAUAAAAAAACGUCUUGUGGCUUUUUGAAUGUGGGCGUGAGCGACACGUCACUGUUUACAUUAAGAGUUGUCGUUCAUCAGGCUGAAUCUGUGGGACAAACAAGAUAAAAACACGCGACCUGAAUAUUUUCAGAAGACGACCGAUCUUCAGUUCUGUCUUUAUAGCAGCAAUGAUCGCCGCUGACAGAGAAGUAACUUGUUUCUUGUUUUAAUAUGAGUGUAAAUAUUGUGACUGCAGCACUACGAGGAUGAAAAAUGAGAUGUUUGCCAAAUGAUGUUUGGUGUAGAACUGAUUAACUGUAUUAGUUGUGUUUGUGUGUUUGGGGUUGUUGGUACUAACUGCUCUCUGUCUGCAUUUGUCAGAAAAUAAUUAGUAGAAAUGUUAGAAAUUAUGCAGGUUAAUUAUUUUUUUCAAGGGGGGUGAAAACAGUAUAUUUUCAUACAAGACUGAAAACAUUUAGAUUAACUUGGUAACAGAUCUCUUUGUCCAUGUGACAGCAGAGGAAAUGUCCAAGCUUCAUGUUGAAAAGUUCAAAUGGACACGAAAACGGCUCAAGGCAAAAUUCUCCAACAAAGACCCAUUAAGACUUUAAAAUGCUGACUUUAGAAAGAACACGGCGCCUGUAAAUGAAUACCUGACCUUCAAUGUGCCAAGAACAACACUUGGGACUCGACAGGGUGGCUGCGUUUUUAUUACAGAGAAGAAAAAAUGUCUUUUAUUUGUGGCGGUGUUCAUGAAGAGACGCUCACAAAAGAUCUGCUGCAGCCUGGAUUAAACAAAUCAGUCGAUAUUAACUCUAAAGAUGCAGUUAUGUUGCUCCUGUUUCCUCUAAAAUGUGUGAAAGUGCAAUCAAUGUACAGUUGUUCUAUUUUACAGUCAGUCUGUUCAUGCAGUUUACGCUGGAGUUUCACAGGUUUGUGUAUUAAGAGCUGUCAGUAAGGACUCUUAAUGAAAACAAAGCGACCCUGAAUGGUUUGUGUAUUAGCUCUUCUCGAUCAAUUAACACUUUUAAUGUCUCUUACCUCAUGAUUGGUUCAGUGAAGUCAGACGGACUGUAUGCAUUCCUUUACUCUCCUCUUUUUAUUUUAUUUUCCACUUUUCUUUGUCAAUAAAAAAAAAAUACAUUUCA
Acanthopagrus latus (yellowfin seabream) is the source of this 3999-nucleotide messenger RNA. It is a transcript of the gene foxj1a, whose product is annotated as forkhead box J1a. Lineage: Eukaryota; Metazoa; Chordata; Actinopteri; Spariformes; Sparidae. The transcript has 3 exons. Gene Ontology annotation, biological process: regulation of DNA-templated transcription. Gene Ontology annotation, molecular function: sequence-specific DNA binding; DNA-binding transcription factor activity. The record is from RefSeq and is a predicted model, not a curated record. The coding region runs from base 583 to 2043 and encodes 486 amino acids.